AUGCAAAUUUUAUUGUUACUAAUUGGAUGCCUUAUCGAUCAUGUUUCGGCUACCAGACAGGAGUGCAAUAUGAAUACAUGUCAUUCUAUGCUCUCAGAUUCUGCUGCUCGUGUUAUCCAAUCAAAUCGAUGCACUACAGAAGAACGUCAAAAACGUAUACAAUGCUUUGAUAUUCUACCUGCUGAACAAUAUGCUAUACCAUUAGGACAUACAGUAAAUAUGCAAUGUGUUGUACUUAAUCAACAUGGUAAAGUUCAAUGGCGUGCAAAAAAAAUACUUCUUGGAUAUGACCGUUCUAUACCGGGUUAUUCUCGAUUUCGAAUAAUUGGAGAUGUUGGACGAGGUGAGCAUACACUUCAAAUUACAGAUGUUCAACGUGAUGAUGCUGGAGAAUAUGAAUGUCAAGUUACUCCGGUACCAGUUAAUAAUCAUCCAUUAUUAAGGAGAAAAACAUAUUUAGAAGUACUAAUUAAACCGAAUGAACCUCAAAUAUUAUACCAGAAUGUUCAAUUGCCAGAUAAAAAACUGAUAUUAUCACAACCAGAUCCUGUUGCUCGUAUUGAUUUAAUCUGUUUAGCUGCUGGUGGACGACCUCAUCCCAGUUUCAAAUGGUUGCUUAAUCGUAAAGAGAUACCAAAUUUGGAGACAAAAUCUAAAACACCCAAGAGUACUACUGAAAUAGCGAAAAUGAAUAGUUUACUCAAAGUAUGGGGGAAAUUACAUCCUUUAAUCAGUGUAGAAAACGUUGGAGAUCAAUCUACAUUAAGUUUACUUAAAGCUGGUUUGGAAGAUGGUGAUGAAAUUGUCUGCAGUGUGUCAAAUGCUGCAACUCAAAUGCAUCAUGAUGUAAUCAGACGAAAUUUGUCAGUUGCAGUUACUAUUGAUGUUCAUACUCCUCCAGGCCCUCCAAAAAUUGUCAGUCCUGAAUCAAACCAUGUUUUUCUGGAAGGUGAAGAGUUACGCGCGGUUUGUGUAUCUUCACCACCUGGAAAACCAUUAGGAGGACUUUUCUGGAGGUGGUUAGUACAGCCAAGUCAAGUUGGUGAUGAUGAAAUUCAGAGAAUAAGUGGUAUCGGAGGAAGAGGUGGUGCUAGACUGAGUGAUUACACUUCAGUCGAAGCUUAUUUACUCAGUUUAGAGGGAGUUGGUCUAUCACAAAAGUUGCCAGAACAUUCCAAUCAGCUACAACCAGGUGAUUAUAUUUCUGAAGAUGUUCAACCGCUUCACUACUCAUUGACGAAAGAAAAAGACCAAUUAGUCAACACGCUAGUCAUCCAGAGAAUCACUCGAAGAUAUCAUGCUGCAAAAUUGGUAUGCGAGACAGGUCAUCCUGUAGGCAUGGCUCAUCAAACAAGUAUCACUAUAUAUGUAAAAUAUGCACCAGCUAAUGUUACGAUUUCGGUUGAAUCUGGAAAUGUUCAUGAAGAUCAUUCUAGUGGACGUCGAGAAAUGGUGGUUUAUGCUCGAGCUGGUGAAUCAAAGACACUGACAUGUAAAACAGCUCCCUAUUAUGGUCAUGCAACAAUUAAAUGGUUAUUUCAAGCAGCUGGUGCUAGUUUGACCACACCUCCUAAACAAAUUAUGGAUAAGGCUGUAACUUUCAAAACACCUGAUGGUGAAAGUACAUACCAGGAAUCACAAAUUCAGAUAACUAUCCGUGCAGAGGAUGACAGAAGUUACAUUGACUGUCUAGCAUGGAGUGUUGGAGACACACGUAUUGAUGCCAGAGUACGCCUAGACAUUAUCUAUCCUCCAGACGUACCUAAGAUUAUCGGUUACAAGAGCGAACAGCCAAUAAACAUGGCACAUCUCUUGGAACUAACUUGCACUACUAAAGGUGGCAAUCCACGCCCUGAAUUACAAUGGUUCAAAGAUAAAAAACCAGUCCCCAGCAGUGGAGAGCCAAUUAUUAUUGGCAAGCAAACUAGUAUCAGAUUAAAAAUAGUGCCACAGAAAGAAGAUAAUGGUGCUCAAUAUCAAUGUUUAGCUCGUAAUACAGCUACAAAUGACGAAUGGAUUAGUAGUGAAGGGGUUAUCUUAAAUGUCUUAUUCCCACCACAACGUGUUAGUCUCAGCUUCGGCAGUAAGUCGGUAGUUCAAAGUGGUGAACAGCUUGUAAUCAAUUGUCAAGCAGAUAGUUCAAAUCCAGUUGCAGUUAUCACUUGGCGUCAUUAUCAAUGUGGACCAGCGCAUGCAUUUUACCGACGUCAUUUACUGCAACAACAACAACAACAACAACGACAAAAGCUAACAAACACCAUCAAUACAAGUGAAGGUGAAAAGUGUAAACUUUUGGAACUCAAAGGUUCCGAUGAAACACCAAUUCCUGGAGCAUCUGGAGGUUUACAAGCAAGAAGUCAUUUGUGGCUUCGUCCAACUUGGCGAUAUCAUAUGGAUUUUAUUGAAUGUCAAGCUGAAAACCCAGUUUAUGGUCCUCCGAUUUGGCACGAUCGUCUUCAACUAAAUAUAACUUUUGCUCCACAAUUUUAUGGCCUUCAAAUUGGUGACCAGAGAGUAAUAAGAGAAGGUGAAACAACUCGCCUAGAUUUUGGACUGUAUGCAAAUCCACCUGUAACAACUGUUUCAUGGUUUCGUGAUAGUGAACAACUUCCAUUUGAACCUAAAGAGCCUGGGUCAUGGCAAGGUGUUUUUACGGCUGGAAACGCUGGAGAGUUACUUUCAUUGCAUAAAAUUAAUAGAAAUAAUAUGGGAAACUACACUGUGCUAGCUUCAAAUGGUCAACAUGAAUCAAGGAAUUCUUUCUUUCUGAAUGUUACUUAUCCAGCAAAUAUUAUUGGAAAAAUUGAGGAAAAUAUAACACAAACAAAUCAAGACUUUUCUACUCUAGAUUGUAAAGCAAAUGCAAAUCCAGCAAUUACAAAUAAAGCAUUUACUUGGUAUCGAUAUUUUCCACCAAAAGGUUGGCCUGAAGAAGUAGACGAAGGAGCAUUACAACUAAGUGAUCCAAUAUACUGUAAUGAAUCUCAGGUGGAUAAACCAAAAAUGCUUGCUCAAUGUGAACAACAGGAUAAGUUUCAUAUAUCUAGUACAUUUGUCAUUUAUCAAUUGUCAGAAGAAGAUGUCGGUAAAUAUGUAUGUGAAGUCAGUAAUGGGAUUGGUGAACCAGUGAAGAAAACUUUUAAUCUUUUCUAUCAUUUUGCUCCAAAGAUUAUUAAGUUACCAAGAUACACCAAAGCAGCUGGAGAACAAGGUUCCAAAGUAUGGCUAACUUGUUUCAUUCGUACGGAACCAGUUCCACAGGUUGCAUGGCUUAAAGAUGCAAAAGUUAUACCAAUGGAAUCAAUAACUUCAUCUAGGGAUCCAAAUAUAAAAAAUAUUGUAAAGAAAUAUGAAAAUGUCUUGACACAUAUACGUCCUGGAUUAUACAAGGCUCAGUUGGCUAUUAAUGAUAUUCGGAAAAAUGACUUUGGUUCUUACACUUGUCAGGCUGCCAAUUUACAAGGUGAAGCUCAGUUAAGAAUUAAUUUAUCUGGGACAUCUACUCCAGAUGUACCAUUAAAUUUCCGUCUACUAAAUUCAACAUCUACAACUUUACAUGUCGCUUGGACUCAAGGUUUCGAUGGUGGUUCAGCGCAAACAUUUCAGAUUCGUUGGCGUGAAUUAGGUUCGGUCAGUUUGUAUAAAUAUGCAGAUGUUGCACCAAAUGACAAUCGAAACGGUGUUGAGUACUUCAUCACAGGUUUAAAACCUGGAACUGAAUAUACAGUGAGUGUUAAUUCGAUGAAUACGAAACAUGGAGCUAGUGCAUACACAGAUCCGGUUACCUUGAGAACAUUGCCAAUGGAUGCCUACAGUGGACGUGGACCUUUACCACCAUUGUCAAGCUCUGGAUAUACAGAUGAUAAUGCAUUAUUAAUCAUUGUAGCUGCUUGUAUUUUUGGAUUUAUAAUUCUACUUGUUAACGCCAUCGUCAUAAUUUUCUUGAUUAAACGUCGUCGUCAUCAUCGAAAUACACUGAGAAGACAUGGUAAACCUGAUCAAGGAGUUACAAUGGUGAAUGGAGUUGCACUAACUCAUCAUGAUCAAUCUGGUACUGAUGUAAAAGAACGUCUUCAGUCAUCUUUUAUAGAUCAAAAUGAUAACUUUAUGGAUUCAGAUAUGAGUACAACAUGUAUUUGUUGCCCUCCUAAAAAGCAAAAUCUUAUAAGUUCAGGUUAUAUCAAAGCUGACUCCUAUGGCAACUUCUCGCGAACAAACGGAUAUACAACUCAUGAUAUAUGUUCAAACCAAUAUUCACAGCAUAUGGGACAAGAAGUUGACCAACCAGGGCAUUUAGUGAAUCACAAUCUUACAAGCAGUAUUCCAGACUUCAAUCAUUUGACUUCUAAUCAAAUAACAUCAGGUUACAUGGUUCACCAGAUUGCAUCUCCAAGUCCGUAUUGCAAUGCCACACUUAAUCAUCCGAUAUCUCGACAUGGUUCAACUGAUCUGGGAAUGGCUUAUUCAACUGUAAAUCCAGCCAGUCAAAUAAGAUGUGAACAUGGUAGCAUGAAGUACACUACUCGCCAUGGUCAGCACACCCCAAGACAACCAAAUCAUUAUCGUUACUAUGGGACAAAGCCUAGCCUUGGAGGUACACGUUAUUUUUGUUCAUCACGAGAAGUUAUUCAAUCAAAUGCAUCUCGACAGAAUAUACCUCAUUUUGAAAAUCAAUCCAGUAUGAACAAUCUCAGUCAUGCAAUAUCAACUGAAUUAUAUAAUCGUCAAAAUCAGUGUAACUGUGAACAACAGUUUCAUCAUCCACAACGACAACAACAAAAACAAGAACAUUCAAUUCCAUCUCAUAAAACAUUACCAUAUUGUUGUUCUAAUAGUUUAAAAUCGAGGUCAAGUAUGUACAACAGUAAGCAGUCAUUUCAGACAUCCAAUACCCAGAACACUGUUGUCGAUACUUUUUCAGAAGAGGAUAAAGAUUCAGAUAGUAGUCGAUAUGCAGAACAACUAAGACGUAUUCAGUACGGUGGAGGUCCUACAGCUCAGCUUCUUUUAGGAAACAUCAUUAUGUCGAAUGAUCAUUCAAGUCCUGAUUCAAUUUCAUCGCCUAAUCAAGAUGAAAGUCAUUUCAGUGAAUUUAAUUCAUGUUUAUCAAAGUCAGUCUUAGGGAAAGACAAAAAUUCUACAUUAAAUAACACUGAUAGUAACCUGCAUAUAUCCAGUUCGAACAAUAAUAAUACUCCAUCUGAUUGUACAUUGAAAAAUGAGAAAAUUUUCACAUCAUAUCCAACUCAUUUUAAUCAUGAUAAUGAACUUGAAAUUACUGUUGAAGAUUCAAUUGUUACGCAUAGUGUGAAUGAUAAUAAAACUAAUUCAAUGCAUUUAUCUGAUUGUUUUGUCUAA
Molecule: messenger RNA, 5358 nt
Organism: Heterobilharzia americana
Lineage: Eukaryota; Metazoa; Platyhelminthes; Trematoda; Strigeidida; Schistosomatidae
Source: the annotation of a GenBank genome assembly